AUGGCUGUGGUUGUGGGGACUCCCCCCUCUGCCAUGGUUCAAUGGGGGCAUCUUCUUGUCCAUUUGUAUUUUGGCCAGUUUGAGAAGGAAGCGCGUGAACCGUUGCAUUGGGAAGUGUCCUUUUGUUCAGAAUGUGACAUGAUUAAUGUAGGCCAAGUCAAAUACAUAUGUAGUCCAAUUAUCAACAAGGCCCGAUUUAUCCACCGAGUCCCAAUUGGUUCAGAGCUUGAGUGGAAGGGGAAGAUGACAAUGGCAAUAGCAAAGAUGAACAUGGAUAAGUUUAUAAGGGCUCUGAUGGAUUUGGAGAGCCAGGUCAUCCCCUGA
Messenger RNA from Sphenostylis stenocarpa, 324 nucleotides. The record is from the annotation of a GenBank genome assembly. NCBI's taxonomy places the organism in Eukaryota, Viridiplantae, Streptophyta, Magnoliopsida, Fabales, Fabaceae.